AUGCUCAGUGCUGUGGGGAAAGCUGGUCCGGGCUAUUUCUCAGUGUCUCCAAAGUAUGAAGCGAUCUGGGUGAAACAUUUGAAUGAGGAGUAUGAAAGCUUGAACUUGAGGCUAGAUGUUGUGCGUGAAGGCUGGAAGCAAUUUGACUGCACGAUUGUCACUAAUAGUUGGCAAUGCUCAAGGAAACGAAACAUUGUGAAUGUGAUGGCAGUGAGCAUUCAUGGAUCAGUGUUUCUGAAAUUGUUUGAUGCGUUGGAGGAGAAGAAAACCGGUCUCUGGUUGUGGUUGAAGUUGAGGCUUGUUCUCAUGGAGGUUGGAGUUGAGAAUGUGGUUCAAAUGAUCAUUGAUAAUGGCUCCAACUUUGUUCACAUGGGGGAUUUCAUGAAGGAGGAGUUUCCAAAUAUUGUUCAUGGCAGAUGUGUUUGCCACUGCUUGAGCCUCCUCUUGAAGGAUAUCGCUAACCUUGAUUGGGUUCAACCUUGUGCGGCUAAACCAGUGUCCAUAUCCCACAUAUAUCAUCCUUUGCUCAAAGCAUUAGAAGCAACAAUGGAGCUCCUCCAGAUAGUACUAGUGGGCUUACUUUCGCUCUUUCUCUACAAAUUGGUGGGCAUUCUUCUCUUCAAGAACAAUGGCAGCAAACCCCCUUCCCCAGGAUUUUGUGUUCCAAUCUUGGGUCAUUUGCCUCUCCUCGGCAAUCUCCCUCACAUCUCCCUCCUUAAUCUCUCCAGGAAGUUUGGAGGACUCAUGCACCUCAAGCUCGGGCAAGUUGACACACUGGUCAUCUCUUGCCCGGACGCCGCAAGAGAGCUUCUCAAGUUCCAAGACAUCGCAACUUCUUCCAGGCCCGCGAUCUCUUCCGCGAGAUACUUUGGCUAUGGAGGUGCCGGAUUGGCCUGGGCGCCUUAUGGGGAGCACUGGAGGAGCAUCCGGAAGCUGUGCACUCUGGAGCUCCUCACGGCCAAGCGUGUCGAGUUCUUCCAGCCCAUUCGCAAACAGGAGACCAGGAUCUUCCUUCGCGAGCUCCUGGCGAUGGCGGAGGAGGGCCGGGAGGUCGAUUUGUCAACGAUGAUCAAGGAUGUUACGUUCAACACCAUCGCCAAGAUGGUGAUGAGCAAGAGCUACUCGGCCGGGAGCGCGACGAGCAAGGAAGAGAUGGAGGAGGCGCUGUUCUUCAACCGAGCAAUCACUCGGGCGUUUGAGCUCGGUGGUAGCAUGCACUUUGGUGAUUUUGUUCCUUGGCUGGGAUGGAUGGACACGCAGGUUGCAAAGAUCGAGGAAGUCCAGCACGGGAUCGACCAGUUCUUGCAAAAGGAGAUUGACACUCAUCGCAAGAACUUUGGUGGUCAGCCGAAGGACUUCAUCGACUUGAUGAUCUCCACGGGGGAGUUGACGGACGCUUCGCUUAAGGCCGUUUCGCUGGACAUGAUCGCGGCUGGAACGGACACUUCGGCUGUUCUGAUAGAGUGGGCGAUGGCGGAGCUCAUCAAGAACCCCAAAUUCAUGGACAAGGCUCGCGAGGAACUCAAGCGAGUGAUUGGCGAAGGAAAGCUGAUGGAAGACGAGGAUAUCUCCAGGCUCGAGUUCUUGCAAGCAAUCGUCAAAGAGACUUUCCGGCUCCAUCCGCCAGUUCCGCUCUUGCUCCCUCAUGAAUCGAUCGAGAGCUUUAGAGCUGGAGGAUACACGUUCCCCGCCAGAACAAGGAUCUUGAUCAAUGCCUACGCGAUCGGGCGUGACAAAUCCACUUGGAGGGAUGCAUCCAGGUUUGAUCCGGAUAGAUUUCUAGGGAGCUGUGUGGAUGUCAAGGGCCAGCACUUUGAACUCUUGCCAUUUGGAGCUGGGAGGAGGGGUUGCCCGGGGAUUCAUCUCGGUUUGACCACCGUUUACUACAUUCUGGGCAAUUUGGUUCAUGCGUUUGACUGGGCUGGACCGGACCCAGCUUUGCUGGAUAUGUCCGAGGUGUUUGGUUUGACCGUGCCCAGGGCUUGUCCGCUCAAAGUUUUUCCGGUUGCAAGACCACCAACAAAAGCACUUAACAUACAUUAA
Messenger RNA from Selaginella moellendorffii, 2043 nucleotides. RefSeq names its product cytochrome P450 71A1-like. NCBI's taxonomy places the organism in Eukaryota, Viridiplantae, Streptophyta, Lycopodiopsida, Selaginellales, Selaginellaceae. Gene Ontology annotation, molecular function: iron ion binding; monooxygenase activity; heme binding. Bases 1 to 2043 code for a protein of 680 amino acids. The transcript is spliced from 3 exons. The record is from RefSeq and is a predicted model, not a curated record.